CUGAUUGGAAACGUACUAUUGCCAUGUUUGUUCGUGAUGGUGUUUGCGAAGCACCUGACAAAAACAUCGUUGCCAGCGUUACGUGGAGGGAUGGCUGGAAGUGCUGCAUCACGGGCAUGCAGGCUUCAUACUGGGACCCUUUGAUCGUCGUGCCCAUCCUCCCGAGAAUAAAGUUCGCAGCUGCAGACAUGGAAACCAAUUCUUGUCGCGAAAUGCUUGAAGCCUUUCUAGCACCUAGACUGAUGGAUCGGCUACUCUCCGAUACUGAGGAAGACUUGUAUGACCGUGUCGAGAAUCACUGGCUUCUUCGUAAAUCUGCCGCGGCCGCCUUUGCUCAAGGGUAUUUCCAGCUUUCGCUCAACAGGAGGGGGUCCAGGUAUGAAGUUCUGAAGAACCUGAGAGGUGGACCGUACUACCCUUCCGUAUUGGACGAGGUAGAGGACUUUCGACGUGGCCAUUUCGUUGAUGUCUCUUCUACGAAUAUCAAUAUUCCGAGGCGUUGGGCUUUGGAGAUUGCAUCCCGCUUCGCCACUCCACGUCGAUGGACAUACAUUGCCCAACAAAUUGCUAGUAAAAAGCGUAAACGAACUUAUACGGUAUUCCCGAAUUUAUUCCCCUUCUUCGACACCCACGUCGCCAUACUCAAGAUGGUCUGGCGCCUCGUACCCGGAAACAUACGGAUCCGGAUAUAUCGCCGUCUGGCAUCUCUCGGUGAGGACAUCUAUGGCUUCACCGACAGCUUCAACGUGCAGCAGCUCCCUUUCGGCCUCUAUCUAAAGGUAGUUCACUCGACCCGACGCGAGAGCCUGGUUAACGAGUACGCAACACUGGGGCUGUUACGGCGCUAUACGAACGUACCGGUUCCCCGCGCCCUGGAUGUGGUCUCAGACUCGAGCUACACGUACCUCUUAACCACGCAGGUUCCCGGCCAUAGGCUCGACUUGUGUAUCGACACCAUGAGCGACGAAGACACCGCCACGCUGGUCUCCGAGUUGCGUCGACACAUGACAGCACUUCGCGCCGUUCCUAGGCCCCGAGGUCGGAGGCAUAUCAUCUCCAACGCCACCGACGGGCGCUGCUUUGACGAUCGAAUCAAUGCUGCGCUAAACGACGACCAAGUUUGGGGUGAGUUUGUGGGGCCGUUCCUGAGCGAGAAUGCCUUCAAUAAUACUCUACGAUGUGGAGCGCUGCCAGAGGUCGUUCAGCGAAGCGGGCAUAAGGUGGUGUUUACGCAUGGCGAUCUUAACCCGAGCAAUAUUCUUGUCGAUGAGCAUGGGGGGCUUGCCGGCAUUGUCGACUGGGAAAGCGCCGGGUGGUUGCCGGAGUACUGGGAUUAUACCAAAGCGUACUAUGCGACCAGGUUUCACCAGCGGUGGCUCAGGAUGGUUGAUGGUGUAUUUGACCAGUUCGGUGAUUUUAGGCACGAGCUGGAGAUAGAGAGGCAGCUGUGGAAUUAUUGCUUCUAUUAUGCUUAAGUGAAGCUUCUAGUUCACGGUAUCCGGAAUUCAAGUUCCUCGCCGGCAGUAGUUGAGGAAUAUGACGCGGUCCCUCUUGGUCUUUGUUUCUUAGCCAGGAACGAGCACUUG
Chaetomium fimeti is the source of this 1586-nucleotide messenger RNA. RefSeq names its product kinase-like domain-containing protein. Lineage: Eukaryota; Fungi; Ascomycota; Sordariomycetes; Sordariales; Chaetomiaceae. The transcript is spliced from 4 exons. Bases 24 to 1475 code for a protein of 483 amino acids. The record is from RefSeq and is a predicted model, not a curated record.